UGUAUGUAGUGUUUUUAUUCGUUUGUCUUUUGUUGGCCUCUGGUUCAGAGUAAAUUUUUUCGGCUGCAUUCUUUGAGAGCACGCGUUUGGAGAACACUUGCGAAGCAUCGGAAUAAAAAGGAGUGCUUAAGAGAACAUUGCUCCUCUACAUCGACAUGGUGGUAACCAAUAUGCCAGACUUUUUUGCGAUAAAGCACCUUUGGAGUUUGCGUGGAGUCCUGAUGCCAUCCAAGCACUGAAUGCAGCCUUCAGAACCUGUGCUGGAGAAGGCAGUGGCUGCGUGCAUUUGCACGCAGGGUGCUUUUGACAGCAGGAAGGGAGGUACAGAAGUGGACUUCAAGCAAGACCUGCCACAGAAAGGACCAGUGGCAGGUGACGACGACUCCAUCAGUGUCCCCUGCCAUGAAAAACUGCCUGCCAAGAAGUCAGUUACAGAAAGUGGUAAACAGUCCUGGCUCGGCCCGCUUGACCUUGCGUUUCCAGUCUGUUAAGACAAGUGAUGAUAAGGAGUUGCUUCAAAAUCACACUGUCUCAGUGUUCGAUUCCUCAGUCACGUCCAGACACCUUUCCUGUUAUUCCAGUAUGGAAGCUCGCCCAGACGGGUAUGCCUAUAAUGGUAAAAAAGAAGAACCUUCCACCACAACUAUUACCUCAACAGCAACAGAUGUAGUGUCUUCCAGCAGCCCCUUGCCUGGCAGUGAACAGGGUUUGUCUUCGAUGGCCGAAGCUUCUACCCUAAAUGGCUCAACUUCAGACACACACGGUGAAGAUGCUGUAUCAGAAGAGCCCCUGCGAAAGCGUCGGCGCAGCAGCAAUGACAGUACUAAUGGCACCCUCACACCUACAGGCAAAGGUCGUUCUUCACGCGGUGACAAAGCUAGGGCUUCAGACAGUGAUCCUCAGUGCCCUCGUAAACGAGGUAACAAUUCGAGUUCGGAUACAGAAAGUGGCCCCAGUGAGCAAGAGAUGGACGGUGAUCCCACCACUCAGGACUCUUAUGGAAAUGGACAUUCUCCCAAGGUGCCGCCACUCAAGAUAGUGCUGCCUUCAAGUGGCACUGGUAACCUUGAAGGUGCUGAACCAGCUGGUGGUGCCAACUCCAAGGAGCGCAAGGUUUCCUCGAGCAAGCCUGCUUUGCCUUAUGUAGUGAAUGCGACGGAGUCCCUGAGUGAAGGAUCUCCCAGUGAGCAGGCUGUGGAAGAGAAAGAGCGACGGCGAGAAGAAGAGCGCUGUCAGCGGGUCACACGCAGCAGCCACAGGGCUGCCUUGACCCACGAUGAAGAAGCUGAGGAUGCACCUGAGGUACACCCUCGGAAGCGCAAGCUGAGAGCUCGGGAGGAUCAGCAGCAGCCGCAACAGCAGCAACAUUCACCACUGCAGCAGCAGCAGCAGUCGCCACAGCAGCAGCAGCCACCCCAGCAGCAGCAGCAGCCACAGCAGCCACAGCAGCCACAGCAGCUACAGCAGCAGCCGCUACAACAGCGGCAGCAACAGCAAGAGCAGCAGCAGCAGCAGCAGCAGCAGCAGCAGCAACCACUACAGCAGCGGCAGCAACAGCAACAGCAGGAGCAGCAGCAGCAGCAGCAGCAGCAGCAACAACAGGGAGGUGUAGCAUCUCCUUUAGAGUCUCCACCCCUCAUGGAGGAAGUGAGUCAACCGGUCACCAAUGGUUUCCAGAUGUAUCUGGACAUUCGCAAACAAGUGGAGAAGCGGCGUCAGGCCAUGCUUGUUGUGCACCCGAAACCACCACAGGGUUUCAAGGACUAUCUUCUCAAUCGUGGCUCUUAUGUCCUCGAAGGAAAUCCCUCGUCACGCCUCUCUGUGCCUAUGAUUCCACUGCCACAGUCUCUGAGUGGCUCUCCAAUGCGGGAUCUGUUUCUAGACCAAGAACGAGAACGGUACAAAUUGAGGUUGCAGCACCUGAUUGAACGGGAGAAGUUAGUGUUAUCAGCUGAGCAAGAAAUUCUUCGUGUGCAUGGUCGAGCUGCCCGUGCAAUCCAAAAUCAGGCUGUGCCUCUGUCUGCUUGCAGCAUUCUCAGGGAUGAGGAAAUCUAUAAUGUGCUAAAGCCGGAACAGGAACUGAAUGCUUCAUUCUUUUUUGCUAUUUGUGUCAAAAGUCCUGAAUCUAUUCCUGACAAGAAGGAUGAUAAGGACAAGAACGUGCGAUCUAGAUAUAAUGGACGUCUCUUCUUGUCAUGGCUACAGGAUGUUGAAGACAAAUGGGAAAAAACAAAGGAAAAAAUGCUACUUCGGCAGCACAAUGAAGCAGAAAGCUUGCAUGCUGUUCAGAAGUUGGAUUGGGAGUGGAAGCUCAAAGAACUUGGCCUGUGUGAAGUCAAGGCAACACCUGUCAUCGAUGACAUUUGCGUGCCCAGUGUGCAUGUUAGCGACGAGUUUGAUGUGCUGCCUGCAUGACAAGGCCUCUUGGUGAAGACAUGCCUGAUGGACUGCUGUGGAAGUGUGUGUGAAUUUCUGAACCACAAAGACUUUUUCUACACAGGGAUAGUAUCAACAGAACUGGGUAAUUGUUCGUGUUUUAACGCAACAUGCUGGUUCACAAGACCUUACAAUUUUUUAAUAAAUAUUCAGGAAGUGCAUGGUCACCAGCCAGGUAGGUACAGUUUUACAGCUGCAGUGGUAUGGAAAUGGAAAUGAAAGCCCUGGCCUGUUAACUUUCCCUUAAAUAUGCAGGGUUUCACAAAAUUUUGUACAGUGGGGCAUGCUGCCAGUACAUAAAUGGAAAAUAUUGGGCAAUUCACUACUGUCUUCUAAAAGCAGGAUGGUUUGAUGCAGGCUUUCCACUAUUGCCCGUUUAUGAAACUUGUGAUAUUUGCUUGUAGUCCAUUGUGCAGUGGUUGACUGUAACCAUUGGAGCCUGCUUUUAAAUUUUUCAUUGGCCAAACAUGUUAGCUUUAAUAAGCAGAUUCUUUUGUAUCUAGAUGUCAUGCUGUGGAACUCAUUGAACGUGUCAACUUGUUGCUACUACGGUAUCUGCAUGAUGCUGUAGUUCAAUGAAAAGGUUUCAUUUAUCGACAAAAGGAUAUUGCUGUUUUAAUAUCUGGUGUACCCGUCAAUGCUUUGAAUGUUUACAAUUGUUUAUAGACAGUGGCGGCAUUGACAGUGUUCAUCCCCGGUUUUAGACAUUUUUUUAACGGCAUGUGUAAAUAAACAUUCUCACCGAGUUG
Rhipicephalus sanguineus (brown dog tick) is the source of this 3185-nucleotide messenger RNA. RefSeq names its product ankyrin repeat domain-containing protein 12. Bases 403 to 2415 code for a protein of 670 amino acids. The transcript is spliced from 10 exons. Gene Ontology annotation, cellular component: nucleoplasm. NCBI's taxonomy places the organism in Eukaryota, Metazoa, Arthropoda, Arachnida, Ixodida, Ixodidae. The record is from RefSeq and is a predicted model, not a curated record.